CGAAUGCGAAGGCAGGGACUGAGGGGAGAGAGAGAGAGAGAUGGGAGGAGAAGCACUGAGCGCAUACAGAACGCUGCUGAGAGCGACGCGGAAAUCGUUCGCUGGCGACACGGUUAUGCUGAAGGCUUCGGCUGUUGAGAUCCGAAAGCAUUUCGAGGACAACCGAAACGUCACCUCCCAAUCCGAAAUUCAGGGUCUUCUCGAGUCUGCUCGCGAAGCUUCCCAUUUCAUAUCCAACAUGAUCGUUCAAGCCAAACUCAACUCCCGUGGCGGUUACGAAGUGAAGCCGAGUAAAGACCAUGCAGGAGGAACUCUUGAGAUACCUUCUGAAGAUAUUCUUAAAAGCUCUGGAGAAUGAGUGCAGAUGGGAAUACAAAAGGUGCUGAAUCAUCUCAGUUCUUAUAUUAGAUAAUUGAUCUUGUGAUGUUUCUAUUAAGAACUUGUCAGGGAUUUUUUUGCCCCUUUCUUCAGGUCUAAUCAAUCUUUUCAUUUUUGUUCAAGUAACUUUACUUUUUAUUUUUUAGUUUUAAUGGCUGUUCCAUUUGGCUGCCGAAAACCUACGAAGUAGCUAUCAUUUGUUGUUAUGUAUCCUUGCCUAGCCAUGACUAUAAGGAUUUUGCCUUAUAGGUUAAACUUCAAUCUUGUCAUAUCACGUGUUUUAUGGAAUAACUUUUUCUUGAUAA
Molecule: messenger RNA, 683 nt
Organism: Vitis riparia (riverbank grape)
Lineage: Eukaryota; Viridiplantae; Streptophyta; Magnoliopsida; Vitales; Vitaceae
Product: mitochondrial zinc maintenance protein 1, mitochondrial
Exons: 2
Coding region: 41-358 (105 amino acids)
Biological process (GO): mitochondrial respiratory chain complex III assembly
Source: RefSeq, a predicted model, not a curated record